AUGAAUGAUGAGGAAGUUGUAAACAAACAUAAGAAUUUUUUUAAUAAUAAAUUUUAUAAUACAAAUGAAAAAAAAAAUAAUGUUAAUCAUGGAAAAAUAAAUGGAGAAAAAUUAAACUAUACUAAUAAAAUAAAUAGAGGUCAACAAUUUGAAGGAAAAAAUAUGAACGAAUAUAAUUAUAAUGCCCAAAGAAAUAAGACUAUAUCAAAUUCAAAAUAUAGAGACAACCAAAUAAAUGGAAUACCAAAUGAAGGUCAACAAUUAUAUAAUAAUAAUUAUUUAGAAAAUUAUUUUACUUGUUAUAAUAAUAGUGACAUUUCUAAGGGUAGUAGAAAUAGUAACAUUGAAAAUGAAAGCCCAGAUUUUUCGUAUAACAAAAAUAAUAUGAAUAUAAAAAAACGAAUGAGCAUUUACCCGCCAUACAAAAACAAUAGCUAUUUCAAUAAUAAAACUGGAUAUGUAAAUAAAAAUAUCUUGGCAAAUGCCCAAAAUGUUUCCUUAAAUAAUAAUAAUAAUGGAUAUAUACAAAAUAAUUUAAAAAUGGAUAACAAUUCUAAUUCGGGUCCAAUACCCCCAGAUUAUUUAAUGAGAAGGGACCUCGUAAAUUGGAAUGACAAUAAUAUGCCAGAUAGCCAUGAUACAAAUAAAAAUAAAAAUAAAAAAAUAUCAGCUAGCUAUAUUAAUAAAUGUGCAGGUAAUAAUUAUGACAACUUUAGAGAACCGCAUAGUAAUAUUAUCAACAAUUUUUAUGUCCCUAACCAAUCAAAUAACAUUUCUACUUAUAAAAAUAACUUAAUAAAUGAUGAGACAAAUUACAAAUUAAAUGUGAAUAACGGUCUAAAUAUUGGAAACAUGAAUAAUAAUUAUUUUAUGAACACAAAUAAUUAUAAUAGUUGUGGCUACCCAAACAGCCAUAAUAAAAAUGGACAUUAUAAUAAUACAAUAAAUUAUAUGGGGAAUAAAAAAAAAAAUCAAAAGGCACACACAAAAAAAAAAAAUAAUAAUUUUUUAAAUAAUAAUAUAAGUGUAAAGAAAGAUAUAAAAAAAAGUGAUAAUGAUUUAGAGAAUAAAAAAAGUGAAAAUAAAAAUGAAUCAAAAAUUAUUUAUUGUAAAUAUUGCAAUAUAGAAGUUAAUGAAAAAGAAUUAGAAGAACAUAAUAAAUUAGAACAUAUUAAAUGUCCUAUAGAUAAUUGUGGAGAAAUAUAUAAUAUCGAACUUUUUGAUAUUCACUUAUUAAGUCAUGAAAAAAAUGAAAAAAAUGAAAAUAUUUUAGAAAGUAAAGAAGAAAUACAAAAAUGGAUUGAAGAACGAAAAAAAAAUUAUCCUACAAAAAAAAAAAUUAUGGAAAUGAAAAAUAAUAGUAAUAUAAAUUCUGAAACAAAAGAAAAUAAUAAUAAAGAAAAAAAAAUAACAAGUUUGAUUGAAAAAUUGUUAGUAGAAAAAUAUUCGUCUGCUAUUGGUAGAAAUAUUUAUUAUCAAACUCAGUCACAAAAAAAAUCUAUAUUUGUUCCAAUAUUAAAUAAAUUAAUUGAAAAUAAUUAUAAAAAUGUAUAUGAAAGUACUUAUUAUAGUAUUUCAGACAAGAAUAAUCAAAAAAAUAAAAAAUUUAACAAAAGGUUACAAAAAAAUAGUAUGAUCGACUCAUUAAAUAUUCAUAAAAAUGCACCACUUAUAUAUCAAUUAAUGAAAAAUGAUAUAUAUGUGUAUGAACAAAAAUUAAUGCAAUGUAUUGAAUUUAUAGUAAAUAAUAAAUUUUUUGACAAUACAUUUGAUGCUAGUCAGGACAUUGUUGAGGUGGAAAAUGUUUAG
Plasmodium vinckei vinckei is the source of this 1809-nucleotide messenger RNA. Its product is annotated as conserved Plasmodium protein, unknown function. Lineage: Eukaryota; Apicomplexa; Aconoidasida; Haemosporida; Plasmodiidae. The coding region runs from base 1 to 1809 and encodes 602 amino acids. The transcript has a single exon. The record is from RefSeq and is a predicted model, not a curated record.